UCGGAUUUCCUCUCCCGCUUCUAGCGCAUUGUUCUGCACCUUUUUAUUCAGCCUCGGGGACCACACAAGGCAGCAACCCCUCGGCCCUCUUCCUUGCUUUUCCAACGCCACUCUCCCACGCCAGCCGCCCACGAUGGCCUCAGAGCCCCCCUCUAAGCGCAAGUGCCUCAGCGCCGACUGCGAGAACGAUGCCGGCUCCCUCCAGUGCCCGACCUGCCUGAAGCUCGGCAUCAAGGAUAGCUUCUUCUGCUCGCAGGACUGCUUCAAGAAGAACUGGGGCACGCACAAGGCGAUGCACAAGCAAGAAAACAAAACCGGUCACCACAACCCGUUCCCGGCCUUCAACUACACGGGCCCUCUGCGCCCUGUCUACCCCCUGUCGGAGCGCCGCAAGGUUCCCGCCUCGAUCCCCCACCCCGACUAUGCCGCCGACGGCAUCCCCAAGCAAGGCCGCUCCCUCGGCCGGUCAAACAAGAUCGAGCUCCUCGACGCCAAGGCCCAGGAUGGUAUGCGCAAGGUCUGCCGGCUGGCCCGCGAGGUCCUCGACAUCGCCGCCGCCGCCAUCCGCCCCGGCAUCACUACCGACGACAUCGACAAGAUCGUCCAUGAGGCCUGUGUUGAGCGAAAUUCGUACCCCUCGCCGCUGAACUACAACUACUUCCCCAAAUCGGUCUGCACGUCCCUGAACGAGGUUAUUUGCCACGGCAUCCCGGACCAGCGCCCGCUAGUUGACGGCGACAUUAUAAACCUGGACGUGACCCUCUACCACGAGGGCUUCCACGGCGAUCUGAACGAGACCUAUUAUGUGGGCGACAAGGCCCUGGCCGAUCCCGACUCGGUCCGCGUCGUCGAGGCCGCGCGCGAGUGUCUGGAAGAGGCCAUCAAGCUGGUCAAGCCCGGCACUCUGUUCCGCGAGUUUGGAAACGCCAUCGAGAAGCACGCAAAGUCCAAGGGCUGCAGCGUCAUCCGCACCUAUGUCGGCCACGGCAUCAACGCCAUCUUCCACUGUCCGCCCAACAUCCCCCACUAUGCCAAGAACAAGGCCGUGGGCGAGUGCAAGCCCGGCAUGACGUUUACCAUUGAGCCCAUGAUUGCUCUCGGGAAGUACCGCGAUGUCACCUGGCCGGACAACUGGACGAGCACCACUAUUGAUGGCAAACGGACUGCCCAGUUUGAGCACACCCUUCUUGUUACCGAGACGGGAGUCGAGAUCCUGACCGCCAGGAAAGCGGACUCCCCCGGCGGCCCGGUGCCGAUGCCAACCCCGGCCGCAGAACCGGAGGCGGCGGAUGCUAAUGAAACCAAAGCAUAGAAGUAAAAUGAAGACCAUGUCAAUUCUCUGAGUAAAGGACACUAGUAAUGUUGGUUGUGUUGGUGCCUGGGGAGCGAAAGACUAAUUCUCUUAGCUUUUGUGUUCAUGGCGGCUAAUAACAGGCUAUUUGCUGAGAAUCUUGACCGUCCAGAACACAGCGAGAGGCGAGGUUCGGCUUGCUUCAUCUACCGGACUGCAUUGGAAGAUAAUGAGUCUAUGCUCGACGUCUUGUCUGGCGUUCGUUUCACCUUUUCGAUAUACGAGCGCAGAUUGCAAAGAUAGCUCUACGCAUAUAGACAUGCCCGCAUAAUAUCUAAGUGUGAGGAGGGGAAAGAAAGUCAUGAACGACUUCCAGUCUCAUCUACACAACAGGGAGGUCUUUUCAAGGGAGGUCUUUUCACUGUGUGGAGAGCAAAACCAACACGGUAGGGGUAUGAAGAGCGUUUUAGGGGCUAGUAUCUCGGUCUAGCU
Molecule: messenger RNA, 1783 nt
Organism: Gaeumannomyces tritici R3-111a-1
Lineage: Eukaryota; Fungi; Ascomycota; Sordariomycetes; Magnaporthales; Magnaporthaceae
Product: methionine aminopeptidase 1
Exons: 5
Coding region: 134-1312 (392 amino acids)
Biological process (GO): proteolysis
Molecular function (GO): metalloaminopeptidase activity
Source: RefSeq, a predicted model, not a curated record